AUGCCUCAGAACGAGUACAUCGAGCAGCACAUCAAGCAGCACGGCCGCAGGCUCGACUAUGAAGAGCGUAAGCGGAAGAGAGAGGCCCGUGAGGGCCACAAGGUCGCCGCCGAUGCCCAGAACCUCAAGGGCUGGAGAGCCAAGCAGUACAACAAGAAGCGUUAUGCUGAAAAGGUGGCCAUGAAGAAGAAGAUCAAGGCUCACCAGGAGUCCAAGGUCAAGGGUCCUUCGACGCCGAAGGCCGACGACGGCGAGGCGCUUCCUACUUAUUUGUUGGACCGUCAAACCGACAACCUGGCCAAGGCCAUCUCGUCUUCUAUCAAGCAGAAGCGUAUGGAGAAAGCCGACAAGUACUCGGUGCCGCUUCCCAAGGUAAAGGGUAUUUCUGAGGAGGAGAUGUUCAAGGUCAUCAAGACAGGUAAGUCGAAGCUGAAGCUGUGGAAGCGUAUGAUCACAAAACACACCUUUGUGGGUGAGGGUUUCACCAGAAGACCGGUCAAGAUGGAGCGUAUUAUUCGUCCUUCGGCCUUGAGACAAAAGAAGGCUAACGUGACGCAUCCAGAGCUCGGUGUCACCGUUUUCUUGCCCAUCUUGGGCGUCAAGAAGAACCCACAGUCGCCCAUGUACACUCAACUUGGUGUUCUCACAAAAGGUACCAUCAUCGAAGUGAACGUUUCUGAAUUGGGUUUGGUCACUGCCGGCGGCAAGGUCGUCUGGGGUAAAUACGCUCAGGUGACCAACGAGCCCGAUAGAGACGGCUGUGUGAACGCCGUGUUGUUGGUGUAA
Messenger RNA from Candidozyma duobushaemuli, 786 nucleotides. RefSeq names its product NSA2 family ribosome biogenesis protein. Gene Ontology annotation, cellular component: preribosome, large subunit precursor; nucleolus. The coding region runs from base 1 to 786 and encodes 261 amino acids. The record is from RefSeq and is a predicted model, not a curated record. Lineage: Eukaryota; Fungi; Ascomycota; Pichiomycetes; Serinales; Metschnikowiaceae. Gene Ontology annotation, biological process: maturation of 5.8S rRNA; maturation of LSU-rRNA. The transcript has a single exon.